Tricharina praecox is the source of this 786-nucleotide messenger RNA. Its product is annotated as putative 40S ribosomal protein S4. The transcript is spliced from 5 exons. Gene Ontology annotation, cellular component: cytosolic small ribosomal subunit; ribosome. NCBI's taxonomy places the organism in Eukaryota, Fungi, Ascomycota, Pezizomycetes, Pezizales, Pyronemataceae. Bases 1 to 786 code for a protein of 261 amino acids. Gene Ontology annotation, biological process: translation. The record is from RefSeq and is a predicted model, not a curated record. Gene Ontology annotation, molecular function: RNA binding; structural constituent of ribosome.
AUGGCCCGUGGACCUAAGAAGCACUUGAAGCGGCUUAAUGCCCCAUCGCACUGGCUUCUCGACAAAUUGUCGGGAUCCUACGCGCCCCGUCCUUCGCCUGGUCCCCACAAGUUGAGGGAUUGCAUGCCUCUUGUUGUGUUCAUCCGCAACAGGCUGAAGUAUGCGCUGAACGGACGUGAGGUCAAGGCCAUCGUCAUGCAGCGGUUGAUCAAGGUUGACGGCAAGGUCCGCACCGACCCUACCUUCCCCGCCGGUUUCAUGGACGUCAUCUCGAUCGAGAAGACCAGCGAGAACUUCCGUCUCAUCUACGACACCAAGGGACGUUUCACCAUCCACCGUAUCACCGACACCGAGGCCGAGUACAAGUUGUGCAAGGUCAAGCGCGUCCAGCUCGGAAAGAAGGGCAUUCCUUACCUCGUCACGCACGAUGCCCGCACCAUCCGUUACCCCGACCCUGCCAUCCGUGUCAACGACACCGUCAAGGUUGACCUUGCCACCGGCAAGAUCACCGACUUCAUUCGGUUCGACACUGGUGUCAUCGCCAUGGUUACCGGUGGUCGCAACAUGGGACGUGUCGGUGUCAUCACCCAUCGUGAGCGUCACGAUGGAGGUUUCGACAUUGUGCACAUGAAGGAUGCUGUUGACAACACCUUCGCCACCCGUCUGAGCAACGUCUUCAUCAUCGGAGACGAGAAGCCUUGGAUCUCGCUGCCCAAGGGCAAGGGUGUCAAGCUCACCAUUGCUGAGGAGCGUGACCGUCGCCGUGCCGCUGCCAUUGCCAACUAA